GAACUUUUGAGAAGAUUACACUCCAUGUACUCUGCCAAAGCCACCAAUCCAACACAACGCACGUCAGUUUUGCCAGCUCAUCAUAACCAUGAAGCUCCUGGUCCAUCAUCAAAAGAAUUCAUUGUUUCUGAUAGAUCUUCAGAAGUUUCAAAAACCAGUUACCUGCCUAGUGAGGAGCACUUUACAAAAGAUUCAAUUUUGAAAUAUUCCAGGCGUGUAGACCCAUGUUUCUGGUGGUUCCGUACUAUCAAUUUGAAGUUUGGUAAUUUUCGAUUGGCCAUAACCAACAGGAAGAUUUUGCUGGGAUGCUUGAUGUUUGUUAUGUAUUAUGUUCUCAGAAGGAAACAAACUAAUUUAAAGGGGAUUAUUAGGAGACAAGUUUUAUCCAUAAAGAAGGCUUUGGUGGACUUGUGGCAGCUCACAUUUUCAUACCAAGUGAACCCCCUUGCUGCUGUUCAACCUCUUCCUGCUGUGACCCGAGGAAGCCGGUGAUGAUUGUAAACAAAACUUUUAGUCUUUUACAUGUUGUUCUGGCCCUUGGUCUUUUGUUUUUUUUUUAAAAAAAAUAUUCACUUACAAAAAUAAAGUUUUAAAAGUAAUGAAGAUAAAACAAAAUUAUAUUCCAAAUAAAUUAGUCUCUCAAUUUUGGAAAUCAA
Molecule: messenger RNA, 656 nt
Organism: Jatropha curcas
Lineage: Eukaryota; Viridiplantae; Streptophyta; Magnoliopsida; Malpighiales; Euphorbiaceae
Source: RefSeq, a predicted model, not a curated record